Plasmodium berghei ANKA is the source of this 2448-nucleotide messenger RNA. Its product is annotated as origin recognition complex subunit 5, putative. Lineage: Eukaryota; Apicomplexa; Aconoidasida; Haemosporida; Plasmodiidae. The coding region runs from base 1 to 2448 and encodes 815 amino acids. The transcript has a single exon. The record is from RefSeq and is a predicted model, not a curated record. Gene Ontology annotation, cellular component: nucleus; nuclear origin of replication recognition complex. Gene Ontology annotation, biological process: DNA replication initiation; DNA replication. Gene Ontology annotation, molecular function: DNA replication origin binding.
AUGCACAAAAUAAAGGAUAGUGAAAGUGACAUAAAUUCAGAUGACUGUGAUGCAACGGCACAGGAUUGUAUUUAUAGUUUUAGUUCCCCCAAAAAACAAAAAAUAGAUAUUUCAAAUAGUUCUCAAAAUUCGAGCUCUGUUAAAAAUUAUACGGAUUACCAAAAUGAGGUAUUGAAUAAUAAAAAUUCGAGAACAAAGGGAAAUGAUAACACAAUUCCUUCAAAUACUGAUUACACCAAUAGUAACCAACUUAACAUUAGCGAGUUAAAAAAAAAACAAAACAAUUGUGAAUAUAUGAAUGUUAGCAAUGAUGAAAAAGAAACAAAUGAUGACAAUGACGACGAUAGUGAAUAUCAACUGGAAAAUGCAGAUGAUGAGAAUUCUGAUGAAAAUAUGAACACGUCAGAAGAAUUUAAUGAUGGAAAAGAAAAUAAAGAAAAUGAAAAUAUGGAUGAAGAAUUAAAUGAAAUAAUUGAUGAAGAAUAUUUUAAAGAAAUAAUUCCUGCAAUACCACGUGAUAUAUUAGGGACAUAUAUAACUUGUUUAAAAACAUGCGGGUUUGAAAGGGAAGUACAAUUAGAUAGAAUGAUAAAUUUAUUAGGAGACUUGAGGGAUCCAAUAUCUGUGAUUCAGGUUUUAGGAUUGCCUGGAAUGGGAAAAACAAAAGUUGUUAAAAGUUUUAUAAAAUUAUUAAAUGUACCAUAUGCAUAUGUUAAUUGUUUAAUGGCUGUUUAUCAAUCAGGAAAAUCAGCAAAAAAUGCUAUAUAUCAUACAAUAUUAAAAGAUUUAAGUGUUAGUUUAUUAAAAGAGUUUGACGAAUAUAAAAAAAUUAAUAACAUUACGGAUUAUCAAUAUGAUCCAACAAAACUAGUUCCUAAUCAUGUAUCAAAUACAGAUGUCUUUUUUAGUACAUUACAUAAACUGCUGUCCUUUACUCCAGAAAAUGAAUUUAAAUUGAAAAAAACAUAUAAAAAAAUAAAAGAAAAUGAUAAGAAAGUUAAAAAUAUAAAAAUAAAUGAAAAACCAAAACAAAACAAAUUUGAUAAGGCCACCAACAAAUUAAACAGAAUUUCAUGCGAAGAAAACAAACAAUUAGAAGACGAACAAAAUAAUACAAAAAAAAAUAGGAUAAAAAUAUAUAGUAAUAAAAAUUAUUAUAAAGAUAAAUUAUAUGAUAGGUCUGUUGUAUUUAUAUUAGAUAAUAUUAGAUAUUUAGUUAGGACUCAUCCUGAUUUAUUUUAUGCACUAACAAGAAUACAUGAAUAUAUUAAAGGACCUUAUAAUGAUUUAAGUAAAGCUAAUAAAACAACAAGAGGAUUAUGUGUAAUAUUAAUUAAUAGAUCCCCAUUACCUGAUGAAAUAUUUGAUGGCUUGCCACAACCACCAACUGUUUGGUUUGAUUCAUAUACAUCUGAUAUGUGCAAAAAUAUAUUAUAUAGAUUGUAUAGUACUAUGUGUUUUGAAUCUUUACUAACUUAUAAUGACAAAGACCUCAAAAUAUAUUACACUACAAAUAAUAAUCAAAGAAAUAAUGGAAAAGAAUUUGUAAUAAAAAAAAAUAAUGUUGUUUUGGAAAAUGAUGUUAUAUAUGAUAUUUGGUGUAGAUAUAUUGACUAUAUUAUAAAUGUUUCCUAUAAAGAUUAUAAAAGCGAUUUUCAUGAAUUAUUAUUUAUAUGCUCUCAUAUGUGGCCUUUAUUUAUUAAGCCAAUAAUAGAUGGAGCAUUAGAACCCAUUGUUGAAAAUAUGAAUGCAUUACAAAGAAAUAUAGAUACUCACAUUCGUGUUGCUACUUAUAACCAUGGUAGCCAUUUCACCUUCGAGUUAACAGAUUCUGUUUUUUUAAAUCAGACAAAUUUAAAAAAUAAAAUAGAUUUAUCAUUUUAUUCAAAAAUAUUAUUAUUAGGUGCAUAUUUAGCAUCUAGAAAUUCACCAUUAACUGAUAAGCGUUUUUUUAAUGCAACCGUAAAAGGUGGUGCAUUUAAUUUGCCGAAAAAAAGAAAAACAAGAAAUAGUAAUGAAUCUAUAUUAACUUUAAUAGGCCAAUCGAUUCCAAAAAUUUUUACAUUUAUAAGAUGGUUAUGUUUAACAGAUUGUUUAUUAGUAUGUUUUUUUGAUGAACAGUUAAUAUUAAAUAGCUUAAUAUGCCAACAAAUAAAUUCGUUAAUUCAAUUAGGAUUUGUUUCAUAUUAUGCCCCUAAUAAUUUAUCUUGUUUAGUGCGUAAUAGUAUAAUGAAUGGAGUACAAUGGAGUGGUUUUUGUGGUAGUACACUUUUAAAUUCAGCAAAUAACUUUGCAUUUUUAAAUAACAGUGUUUUUUGUGAAACUAAUAAUUCAAUUACUUACGACCCUCUCGACCCAUAUACAAAACUAACUAUUCAGGUUCCAGAGGAAACGAUUAGAACUAUUUCAAAGGAACUCAAAAUACCUCUUGACGAAUUGAUAUUGUAG